CCAGCGCCGCGGUACGGCACGCCACGCCACGCCGGGGGUGGCCACGGCACGUGCGCUGCGCGGCGGGCGCCAGUAGCCUAGCUAGCAACGCCGUCACGUAACGUCGUCUCUCUCGCGGCGGUGGCAACGACCAGGUGCGGGGGGCCGCGCGCGCGCGUGCCGUAUAAAGGUUCCCACUGCUCACACGGGCAGCCGCCUGCCUAGCUAGCCGCUGGUAGAGGAGGAGAAGCCGUAGCAGCGUGUGCAAAGAGAGAGAGAGAAUUAAGAGAGGAGAGAGACAGAGGGAGAGAGAGAGAGAGGAGUUCUCCAGGCCUUGCAAGCUCUUGCGCGCGCGUGCUCUCGACGGCGCCGCUCGCGCGUGCUCGGGGAGGAUCAACUGUUCCGGCGAUCGUUACCAGCCGACGAGAACUGCGCGUCCGGCGGCGAGGCGAUGCGACUGACCGACUGAUGUGCUAGAAUUAUGGGCAUCCAAGGGAACAAGGGGACGCACGACUUCCUCUCGCUCUACGCCCCCGCCGCCGCGGCCGCCGCCAAGGACUCCUCUCUCCAGCUCCACGACUCGAAGCCUCCCGCCGCCUCCCAAGGUUUCUUUUUGAAGACGCACGACUUCCUGCAGCCGCUGGAGAAGCCGGCGGCGUCGGCACAGUCCGGCGCGGACAGGCAGCAGCAGCAGCCGCAGACGACGAAGCACGCGCUGCCGGGCGGCAUCGGCACGUUCAGCGUCACCCAGCAGGCGCCCGGAGCCGCCGGACCACAGUCGGCCGCCGCCGCCGCGGUGGUGGUGGUGAAGCCCGAGCCGCCGCCGUUCGUGCUCUGGGGCCAGCCCACGGCGUCACAACCACCGAGAGCACAAGGGCACCACCACCAGUGGACGCUCCCCUUCGCCGGCGCCGGGCAGGCGGCCACCGCGUCCAGGAAGCACCCGGCGGAGAGGAAGCGGCGCAGCGGCGGCGGGUUCAUGGACUCUGGCUCCAGAUCCAGCGGCGGUGCCGGCUUCGACGACGACGACGGCCUCGCCGCGCGCCGCGAGGUCUCCUCCUCGCUGCAAGAAUUAGCUGUGAGGGUGGAUGCCAAGGGCGGGAGCUGCAGUGGCAGCGGCACGGAUCAGCUGCCAAACACACCAAAGUCAAAGCAUUCUGCAACUGAGCAGCGCCGCCGUAGCAAGAUCAAUGACAGGUUUCAGAUACUUAGGGAUCUUUUACCACACACUGAUCAAAAGAGAGACAAGGCAACAUUUCUCUUAGAGGUUAUUGAAUAUAUACGAUUUUUGCAAGAGAAAGCACAGAAGUACGAGGCUUCAUUUCCAGAGUGGAACCAAGAAAAUGCAAAGUUGCUCCCAUGGUCAAACAUGUAUUUUCGAUCAUCUUGGAAAAAUGCACAGAGUAAAGGGCAAAUCGCAGAAGAUGCCUCGCCUGACCCUUCACAAUUCAUCAGAAAUGGGGCCUCCCCUGGAUUCAAUAUCACAGGCAAGCUUGAUGAUAACCACACCGCGGUAGCAUCUGCAGCUAUCUCAGGGGCACCGGAUCAGGCAGAAACCGACCACAUGGCUAGUGUGUCCUGUAGAUCGGCGGACACUCCAACAAAUAUUAUGAAUAAUGUUUCGCCACAGUCUCAACCACAAUGGGCAAAUCCAUCUGGUGUGGAUGAUUGCGCGGUGAACAGUGACGUGUUAAAUAACCAACAAUUGAUGAUUGAUGAAGGAACAAUCAGCGUGUCAAGCCAAUAUUCCCAAGAGCUACUUAAUACGUUGACUCAUGCUCUUCAAAGCUCGGGUAUAGAUUUGUCCCAAGCCAACAUAUCUGUCCAGAUCAACCUGGGCAAGCGGGCUGUCAAAAGACCUACUGCUGGACAAUCCUCCAGUUUUAAGGAGCACAUCGAUCUAGCCCCGACGAACGAAAUGAUGGGCCAUCAGCAGACGAUGCUGGGCAACGCCGCCGAAGAGCUACCGCACGCAGCGAAGCGGUACAAGCCGGGCAACACCUGACGGCGGCGACCCUCGCCACAUUCUCCACCCAAGACAGGAUUGAUCAUUCUUUCCUCCGCGGCAUUGCCAGCGGAGACCCUGAGAUUGCAUGUACAUUAUGUUGCUUCUGUGACGGCACCGGGACGAGCUGAGACUUUGGUGCAUUCUUUCAUUUAAUCUUCGCGUCGCCGCCUUUUAUUUAUUGUCGAAGUAAAAGCAAAACAAAACAAAGAAGCUUCCAUUGCAGAUUGUGAAGCUGCUCUUGUAGUACUAGUAUAUACAGGCUUCCAUUCGUAUGCGAAGUUUCUCCCCCGUGUAACCUGUAAGAUAACUCGACCAACCCUGUCUUUUACUGUAGUUAAGUCGCACCCUGGAGUAUGUCUCAUGUCUGUUCUGCUAUUAUCUUAUCUCA
Messenger RNA from Triticum dicoccoides, 2375 nucleotides. Its product is annotated as transcription factor BIM2-like. The record is from RefSeq and is a predicted model, not a curated record. Gene Ontology annotation, biological process: DNA-templated transcription. The transcript has 12 exons. The coding region runs from base 461 to 1984 and encodes 507 amino acids. Lineage: Eukaryota; Viridiplantae; Streptophyta; Magnoliopsida; Poales; Poaceae. Gene Ontology annotation, molecular function: protein dimerization activity; DNA-binding transcription factor activity.